UCGUUAAAGGGAGAUGACUCUAAAACAGCGCGAAAAAUGGAAAGGAGAAACUUUUCGACAAGGAAUAGAUACAACAUAACAAAGUACUUAAAGGUUAAUGACAAAAAAGCUAUUCAGAUGGAGAUUCAUAGAACUAAUAAUGAAUCCUCCCAAAGAAAGAGUUCAAAGAGAGUGGAAAGAAGGCACUUAAAGGAAAUAGAGAGUUUACUACGAGACAUUGUUACAAAGCGUAUAGAAAAUGAAGACAACAAAAGUAAAAGCACUUCAACAGAAGCUAAAAUUAUAACAGGUGAGAUGAUUAGACUCGGAUAUACCUUCAAGAACAAAAAAGAAAAUCAGAUUUUACUUUUAUCUGAUGGAAGUGAUGAAGAAGAUUUGUAUGCUCACUCUCUGAAGAUUUAUAAAGAGAAGUUAGUGGUGUUCUACUAUUCUUUAGAGGAGCCUGAUAGCCCUGGUUCUACUGCACACAUGUCACAGAUGUUAAGAGCAUUGAAUGAUGGGAAUCUGUCUCAGUCACAAGCAGGCACUGUUAGCAUCAGUAGUUACUUCCGGAAGAAAAAUCCUUCUUCCGCAUCCAUCAGAGACAAGAAAACUGAGUUAUCCAAGGAGAAAAUCAACACAGAAUGUACAGACGGAAGGACUAAGGAAAAAAUAGAUCAAGCAGAUGUUUCAGAUCAUACUGUAAAACACCAGGCAAUCAAGAAAAUUGUGAAACGUUGUGCACCGACUCUGUCAAGAAGAAUGAAACAUAGGAAGAUGGUGGCUACAGACCCUAAAGCAGCAGAUGUUUAUGACUUUGAGGAUUCUAGUGAUAGUGUGGACACAAAAAAUACCUUGGAUUCUGUUGAGGUGUCAAAUGAUGAGUGUGAUCAACAUACAUGUGCAGAAUCGAGGGUGUCCUUAGAAAUGGAGGAUCGGUGUUGUCAGGACAAAGGAUCAACUUCCAAGAUUCUAGCUGAAACUGCCUCCAGAAGUUGUACAGAUUUUGAUGAUUCUUCAAGGAGUUCUUCAGGAGGAAGUUUGACAGGUAGAAAUGUGGGUCAAAAUAUGUCAGGUUCAUCUGAAAAGUCUUCGGAGAAGGAUUCGAGUGUAGUGAUUGAAUCUGAUAGCAGCAGUAGCUGUGCAGUUGACAGUGCUUUCUUUAAGGAAAACAACAGUAGUGAAAGUGGCAGAAACCCUGUUAUUCUAGCAACUUCUCCCAGUGAAUCUAACAAAAUGAAAGUAGAUUCUGAUGAGGCUGAGGAUAGUGAAAGAGCACAACUCUUAUGCAACAACAGGGACACUCGUGUGUAUUCUUGCUCAGAAUUACCAGAAUUUAGUUUUCUGAAAAGGACUUCAAUGUCAAUGCCUCAGAAUCUAAGGGAGGGAACUCUGAAUCAAAAAUCAAGUGAUGAUUCAGACACAGAGGUGAUUAUACAAGAUUCAAGUGAUGGGCCUGAAUCACCCAAAUUUGACAGAGUGGUAGGUGAUAGACCAUUAAAGAGAUCUUCCUGUGUGUUGAAUUCUUCUACUGACGAUCCAGUGUGUAAAGAACAGAGAGGGGAGAUAAGGCCAAAGUUGAAAAGGCAAAGGGUCAAAGACAGUGUGUAUGAUUUUUCAUCAGACCAAUCAGAGGAGAGUGAUAAUUUACCAAAUGUAGAGGAAAGGAACUCCUCUAAAGACAUUGAACUGAAUGAAUGGGACGGACUGCCUGUUUUAUCCUCUAGUCGGAAUUCCAAAAGAGAGAAAAAUGACAGGAAAAGCAAUAAGAACUCUGAAAUUGGAACACAGGAUAAGAAAUUGAUCACAGACCCUCAUCAAGAUGAAACAAAAUCAGAAUCUGGGGAUCCCAUGGAUCAGUCGGGUUCAAGGAAAAUCGUACUUUUUAAAAGACCAAGCAAUAAUGUGGAGAAAAAAGAUACCAAACCUAGAGUGUUCUCAUUCAAGAAAUCCACAAACUCCAACAAAGUGAAAAGGCAGUCUAUCUUAAACUUCCUCACACUCAGCCAGCAGGAAGAGGCGAGUGAGGAGGAGAAGGAUGAAGAAGAGGGGGAUGGGGCAGAUUCCGGGGGUCUGGACUGUGUUAUCAUUGACGGACUGGACGAUCUCAGAGAACCCGAGUUCAAAGAUGAGGAGUCGAUAGCGAUCGAGAAUGAGAUGAAUACUUUAAGGAAAGUAGAUGAACUAAAUGAGCAGCAAUUACAUUAUCUGGUGAUGAAAAACAAAGUCUAUCUACAGGAUAUAUUCUCAGGAAAGAUUGCAUCAGACAGACAUACAGUUUACAGACAAGGAGGAAAGGCUAGAAGGGACUUAAAUCAUCAUGUUCAUCUGGGAUUAUUCACAGAGGAUCAGCUUGAUGUUGUCAUGGAAACCCUAAUGUCAAUAUUUUGCAAAAAGCACCACAAGUACCUGGAGUACAUAAUGAAAGUCCUUCUGCCGGAGACUCUCAUCAAAAUCUACAUGGACCAGCACAAUGUGUCCCACAACAGAGCAGAGGAAGACAUAGUUGAAGCUCUCACUAUUCCUGGAGGAAUCCAUAUUUGAUGUGACCUGAUUAAGGGACAAAUUCUGAUCAGAAGUCAUUGUAUUAGGCAUGGAGUUAUCUUUUCUGCUCCAUUACGGACGUCAGUUAAUACCAUCAGGAACCUAUAUAUAAAUAUAGAUCCUUGAUACCAUAUCACUUUCUCAUUUCUCAGGGAAAUGAAGCUAGUCAUGAGUUAUCUCCCUCUGUACUGCAAUUGGCAUUAUCAUUUUUAAAAAAAAAUUUUUUUUACAGAGUAUAGGCAAAUUAGACUUAUAAUUUGUUCUUCCUUUUAGAAACAUUCUUUUCUUUAGAUUGUUGUUCAUGUAUAUUGUUAUAUGAAUGUCAUAUACAUGUUUUAUUCAACAAUUUCUACCAUACAAUCACAUAUAUUUUGAAAGUUACAGAU
Molecule: messenger RNA, 2909 nt
Organism: Saccostrea cuccullata (small rock oyster)
Lineage: Eukaryota; Metazoa; Mollusca; Bivalvia; Ostreida; Ostreidae
Exons: 11
Coding region: 37-2523 (828 amino acids)
Source: RefSeq, a predicted model, not a curated record